AGGUAGUCUAUCAGGCUUAUUCGUGUUUUUUUUUGCCAUAAUUUCUGGCUGAUCGUCUUUAAAAAAAAUCGGAUAUCAUUUAAUCUACUGAGCGAACCAGCAGUUCUGCUCCGAACCUUUGUCGUCUUGGUUUGAAGCGUCCUUGGGCGGCAGGUGGCGAUCUGCGUGCACAGGAGUCUGCGGACGACGAGAUGCUGCAAUGCAAUUGUCCCUCACCUCCCUCUGCAUUGCUCAGCCCUGCAAACCCCUCGGGAGACAAUUAGUUCACAUUCCAGACAUGCCGCACGGGUGCGCAACUCGUGGCGGGAGCAUCUCCCGUUUGUCAGAUUGACUUAAAUAAAAAGUCGAAACCAUCACCAACUCGAGGGGGGAGGGGGGUUUACUGGUUUCAGUGAAAAGGCUGCGGGAGAAAGACGGGCGUGGCUCUGACAACGCUCGGUGCUGGGAGGCGGCGCAAACCCGAGCCGUGACUCUCCGCGCCGCCACGAUACCUACCUGCCGCCCGCCGGCCGAACUUUCGAUGACGCCACGAGCGGAGCAGGUCAGCUGACUGGGCCUCGCGCUCGCGAGUGUCGCGGGGCGUCACUUCGGUGUGCGGCGGCCCGCCUGCGCCAAGCCCAGCGUCAACCGAAAGUGGGUUUUAAAUCGGGGACUGAGAGUCGAGCCCCUUCCCCGCCUCCCCCUUAGUCCGGGUCAACGGCUGCUACCUUCUUCAGGAAUUGGCACACUUCCCUCCUGGUUCUGAAAUCGCCGCCCACCCCACCCCGGGAGUGAAGCCAGCAGCGGCCUGGAGUUGGACUUGUGUCCCAGGCAGACCACUCCCCUCCCCUCCCCAGCUGCCUGCUGGCGGCCGCUGAGAUUGACCUGGGAGCAGAAGAAAUUGAAGGUUUUGUUCGCGUAGUGGGAUUUUACGGAAACCUCUCCGAAAAUGAUGCCGAUGAUAUUGACUGUUUACUUGAGCAACAAUGAGCAAGGCUUUGCAGAAGUUCCCAUAACCCCAGAAACAACAUGUCGAGAUGUAGUUGAAUUUUGCAAAGAACCUGGUGAGAUUGGUUGCCACUUGGCUGAGGUGUGGCGAGGGAAUGAGCGUGCUAUACCUUCGGAUCAUAUGAUGUAUGAACAUCUGCAGAAAUGGGGGCCUCGUAGAGAAGAAGUGAAGUUCUUUCUGCGACAUGAGGAUUCACCCAAUGAGAGUAGUGAACAAAGUGGACAUCAGUCUCAAGAUCAGUUAAACAGAUGGAAUGGAAUAAACCUAUCUGCAGAGCGCUUUGAAAAUGGGGGUGGUAAUCCUCGGGUAGAGAUGACCCUUUCAGAGCUGCAAGAAAUGGCUUCAAGACAGCAACAUCAGAUUGAGGCCCAGCAACAGAUGUUAGUCGCCAAGGAGCAGCGUUUACGUUAUCUGAAACAACAAGAAAGGCGCCAGCAGCAGUCCAUUUCAGAAAGUGACAAAUUACAAAAACUGAAAGAACGAAUGGAGAGCCAGGAAGCAAAGCUGAAGAAGAUACGAGCUAUGCGAGGACAGGUGGACUACAGUAAAAUUAUAAAUGGCAAUCUUUCAGCUGAAAUUGAGCACAUUAAUACUAUGUUUCAUGAGAAGCAGCGGGAAUUACAGUCAGCUGUAUUGAAAGUUGAUCAACUGACCCAGCAACUCGAUGACCUGAGGAAAGGGAAAACAAAUGGGUUGCAUUCUUACAAUGGUCAAGUGCCAGGUCCUGCUGCACUUGAAUUAAAGAAGCUAUAUCAGGAGCUGCAGAUUCGUAAUAAACUUAAUCAAGAACAAAAUAUAAAACUUCAGCAUCAAAAGGAGCUGCUUAACAAACGUAACAUGGAAGUGACUAUGAUGGACAAAAGGAUUAAUGAACUUCGUGAACGCUUGUGGAAGAAGAAAACUGAUGCACGUCAAAAAGAAAACAUCCCUCUAAGUCAGGUUAAUGGCACACAGUCAUCCCAGGCUCACUCUAAUACCUCGGGGCGUGUAGCUGCUGUGGGACCGUACAUCCAAAUAUCUACUGGAACUAGACCAGAAGGUAAUCAGUCAUCACCUGUAGAGAUGUUGAAACCUCAGACUCUGACUGUAACUAGCAAUGUUGGCCAUCCCAUAACAAGAGGAAAAUCUGAAACAAAUGGGAGUUUGAAAAAAUAUCCAGGCAUUUGGAAAGUUUCUGAUUUAGACUCCAUAGUGGAUCCUGUUUUAUUUUCUUCUACUGACUCUCUAAAAUCUCAAGAUCAUAGUGUGAUGAUCCAUUUGGCAGCUUCUGUUCCUGACAAACUAUAUUCUAAUGAUGGAAACUGGCCAACACUCCCACCAGGAUCUGUUACCACAGGGAAACUACCUCCAACAGCAAAAAAUGACUGGAAGGAAUCCAACAUGGAUACAGUUUUGAAGCCAGGAAUUGGGUCAAAUCAGGCCCUGUGCACAACGUCAGCUGUACCAAGCAAUGAGAAAAUGGUGGGUGUUGAAACAGGAAGAGUGCCCCCAGCUGCGCCUAAUGCAGUAAAACAACUGCCACAAUCUUAUGGACCUCACCCAAAAUCUCUUUUGGCUAUUGGCUCUACAAAUUCAUUGGAAAGGAUGAAAGAUACCACUCAGCCUCGACCUAGUAUGGGUUCAGUUUCUAACAUAACUACAGAAAACUGGCAAAGGCCUACCCAGCCUCCACCUCCUGUAAGCACAUUUCAGGCUGGUGCCUCACAACAAAUUCAGCAGAGAAUUACUGUACCUCCAAGUCCUACUUAUCAGUCAAUUGGUUCACCAUUGUUCCCUACUGGAGAUAACAGACCUGAUCCACCACUAGCAGUAGCUGUAAGACCAUUCUUGGCUGAUAAAGGCUCUAGACCUCAGUCUCCACGAAAAGGGCCUCAAACUGUGAAUUCCAGUUCAAUUUAUUCAAUGUACCUUCAACAAGCUACACCGCCAAAGAACUAUCAGCAGGCUGCAUAUAAUACCUUAAACAAAACGCAUACUGUUAAAGCAAUGUAUGGGAAACCAGUAUUGCCAUCUGGAUCUGGAUCUGGAUCUGGUUCUGCUUCACCAUCUCCAUUGCCUUUUGCUCAUCCCCAGCCUAUCCACAGUUCCCAUCUUCCAGCAACUGAUGAAAUCCAAACGAAUGGAAAAGACCCAGAACCUGAGAACUUGCCAAGCACCAACUCAAAUGUUGAAAACAUCCCACGUCCUCUCAGUCCUACAAAGCUAUUGCCUAUUGUGCACUCACCAUUGCGUUAUCAGAGUGACGCUGACCUGGAAGUUCUAAGGAAAAAACUGGCUCAUGCACCAAGACCGCUAAAGAAACGCAGUUCAAUAACUGAGCCAGAAGGCCCUAGUGGACCAAAUAUUCAGAAAUUGUUGUAUCAACGUUUUAACACGCUAGCGGGGGGUAUGGAUAACACGCCAUUUUACCUCCCCAGUAACUCUCAAGACUUUGUAGGUGCUUUAGCAGAUGUUGAUAAUGGUAACACCAGCCUAGUGGAGUCUGGUUCAGUCCAGCCUGAACCAAUAACUCAACUUGAAAAUCAACCAUCAUCAGAUGCCAAUGAUAAUCAGUUGCCUUCUCCACCACAUUCUGAAUUAAUUCAGACAGAUGACAAUGACAUCCCUGCUACAGUGGAGGACAAUAAUAAUAAUCCCGCUGUUGUUCAAACAGAGCAACUACCAAGCCCUAUAGUAGAGGCCGUAUCACCAGGGGAAGAUGUUCCUCCACCACCUGCUGUCCCACCACCACCACCUACUAAACGCACAAACUUAAAAAAGCCUGAUUCAGAGAGAACAGGAUGUGGAAUGAGGGUAAAAUUUGAUCCUCUUGCUUUACUGCUAGAUGCUUCUUUAGAAGGAGAAUUUGAUCUUGUGCAACGCAUCAUUUAUGAGGUUAAUGAUCCCAGCAGACCUAAUGAUGAAGGGAUUACACCAUUGCAUAAUGCAGUUUGUGCUGGUCAUCAUCACAUUGUGAAAUUCCUUGUUGAUUUUGGUGUAAAUACAAAUGCAGCAGAUAGUGAUGGAUGGACACCAUUGCACUGUGCUGCUUCAUGCAACAGUGUCCAACUCUGCAAGCUGCUUGUGGAAUCUGGUGCUGCUAUUUUUGCCACUACAAUCAGUGAUGUUGAAACAGCAGCAGAUAAAUGUGAGGAAAUGGAAGAAGGUUUUGUACAGUGCUCGCAGUUCCUUUAUGGAGUGCAAGAAAAAAUAGGUGUCAUGAACAAAGGCGUGGUUUAUGCUUUGUGGGAUUAUGAAGCCAAGAACAGUGAUGAAUUGUCAUUCCACGAAGGAGAUCCUCUGACAGUUGUGAGACACAAAGAUGAUGUUGAAACAGACUGGUGGUGGGCUCGUUUGAAUGAUAAAGAAGGCUAUGUUCCUCGCAAUCUGCUUGGGUUAUAUCCAAGAAUAAAGCCUCGACAACGAUCUCUGGCUUAAGAUUAUUCUUAGCUCUUCUGAUCAGAAUCUGGAGCAGACACAACACUCUUCAUAUUGGAGGUGUCCUCCAACCAGAGGAGAAAGUAGAUAUUUAUGUGCUGUGAUUUGGAUAUGCAGUAGUUUCCUUUAUGGUGCUUUUUCUUUGAACAAAGUCACAUUGCUACUUCUGAAGAACACCUACAUAUACAUGCCAGUGUGUGCAUAUUUGCACCAGAUGCCAAAGCUGGCAUGUGCAUGCACACAGCCCAUGUGCUGACACCCAUGGGCACACAGUAAUGAGGUGACCUCAUAGUUGGCAAGAAAGAGAAAUGUUUUGUACAAGUUUGGUUUCAGAGAGGAAUUUAAUUUAUAGAAUGGCUGUGUGUGUGUGUGUGGACUCAGAUUUAAUUUGGUUUUGUGAUGAUACAACUGUGCAAGGAUUUUGGAAUGUAUGCUUAAACAUGAAGGAAAAUUUAAUGCUACAAUUGAGAUGAAUAGUGGUUUUUGCAAGAUGUGUACUGCCAGAAUUGUUGAGAUAAAUGAAGUGUAUGUGAUUAAUGGAAAGGUGGAUGUGAGAAAAGCACGAGAAUGUUGAAAUCCAUUAACCUGUGUUGUCAAUGGAAAUGAUGCAAUAACUUUCCCCACGUUUUGUUGCAGAACACUACAGCACUUGUAAUAAGUAUUCAAAUAUUUCUAUAUUAAAGAGCCUUAUUUUUUCCAAUAAUAAUUUCUUUGAAAUUUUAGCAGCAAUGAGCUUAACAAUCUUUGGCCUGAAUACCAUGUUUCAGAUUUCAUCAUUUAAGUUCUGUUAACUGAGCACUGUAGUAUUGAAUGUAAAUAUUGUGAUGUACAAGAUUUUAACAGUGGGCUAUUAUGUAUGUGACAACUAAUUUUUUCAUAGUUGAUAGUAAUGCACUGCUUAACAAAUGUUAUGUAAACAUACACAAUAAAAUACAAUGGCAUGAA
This is a messenger RNA of Pristis pectinata (smalltooth sawfish), 5350 nucleotides long. RefSeq names its product protein phosphatase 1, regulatory subunit 13Bb (gene ppp1r13bb). Gene Ontology annotation, molecular function: p53 binding; transcription factor binding. Lineage: Eukaryota; Metazoa; Chordata; Chondrichthyes; Rhinopristiformes; Pristidae. The transcript has 18 exons. The coding region runs from base 929 to 4405 and encodes 1158 amino acids. The record is from RefSeq and is a predicted model, not a curated record. Gene Ontology annotation, biological process: negative regulation of cell cycle; apoptotic process; regulation of apoptotic process. Gene Ontology annotation, cellular component: nucleus.